Messenger RNA from Acomys russatus (golden spiny mouse), 8302 nucleotides. It is a transcript of the gene Dido1, whose product is annotated as death inducer-obliterator 1. Gene Ontology annotation, biological process: apoptotic signaling pathway; DNA-templated transcription. Gene Ontology annotation, cellular component: nucleus. The coding region runs from base 789 to 7568 and encodes 2259 amino acids. The record is from RefSeq and is a predicted model, not a curated record. The transcript is spliced from 17 exons. NCBI's taxonomy places the organism in Eukaryota, Metazoa, Chordata, Mammalia, Rodentia, Muridae.
UGCAGUGAAAGAGGGCGGGAGCCGUGUGGACAGCGCUUGGGAUCCGGACAAGGCGGAGUGGCGCCGUGCCGGCAGCCCAACUCCAGCGAGCGGCGCAAUCGCGCCGAGAAAAUGGCGUCGCGGCCCGUGGGGCCCUUUCCGGCCCCGGACAGAAGGGUCGCAGAGGAGCGCGAGGCCGGGCGGGCAGGUGGUCUGCGUCUGGUUUCCGCCGAAUCACUGUUAGUGUGGUCCUGUCUGGUCCCUUGGUCUGGGAGGCUGUGGUGCCUUCGAGUGUGAGUUGGAGUUGGGGGCCCAGCCGCCUGCGACCGCAGGUCCUCGGCACUUGUAGAACACUUGUGGUAGGACGUGAAUGGGCCUGGGCGAGAAUUCGCGGGGGUGUAAGAGGCGAUGUCUCGUUGGGAAGAUCUUCGGGGAAUAUCCAGCCCCAGCCCGAUGUAGGGCCUUGGGCGUUGCCCUGGCUCUCACUGCCUCUUGCCUUGUUGGUGGCCAGGAGCUUGCUCAAGAAGCAGUCCAUACUAUACCUUUGGUUGUUGGAAGCUCCAGAAUUUUCUCGUUGAUGAACUGACUGACAACGGUGUGGUGAGGCCUGGCCAUCUCCUGGACUUGGCCCCAGGUUUAUUAUUAUAUGUAGGAUUUUCAGCCAAAGGCUUCUAAGCCAUCAGUUUUGGGUCAGGGUUUUUGUUUUAAUGACUGUCCUUUCCCUAAGAUGGAACAUGCAGUAAUAUCAUUCAUCACCAGCAUUUAAAUGUGAUUAAAGCCUGGACAGCUGGGGAAAGAAUUCUCAAGGUAUGGAUGAUAAAGGGCACCUGAGCAAUGAGGAAGCACCCAAGGCUAUCAAACCCACCAGUAAAGAGUUCAGGAAAACCUGGGGUUUCCGAAGAACUACAAUUGCCAAACGUGAGGGUGCAGGAGACAUUGAGGUGGACCCCGGUGAGCAGCCACCACAACAGCAUAGCCUCUCCCUGCGGCGAAGUGGACGGCAGCCUAAGCGCACUGAGAGGGUAGAAGAGUUCCUUACCACAGUUCGGCGCCGAGGGAGAAAGAGCGUGCCAGUCUCCCUAGAGGAUUCCAGUGAGCCCACAUCUUCCACAGUCACUGAUGUGGAAACAGCCUCAGAGGGGAGCGUUGAGAGCAGUUCUGAGAUCAGAAGUGGCCCUGCACCUGGAUCCUCAGGGAAAGAACAUCCUGCAUCUUCUGAAAAGGUGAAAGGAGGUGAUGAGGAAGAAGACACUUCUGACAGUGACAGUGAUGGCCUUACUUUGAAGGAACUUCAGAACCGCCUUCGAAGAAAGCGAGAACAAGAACCUGUGGCGAGGCCCCUGAGAGGCAUUCAGAAUCGCCUGCGGAAGAAGCAGCGCCGAGAGGAAGGCCCUGCUGACAGUGGCAGCGUCCACACAGGCAGUGCCGAUGAGGAUACGCCUCUCUGUCAGCAGGAGCCUGAGGCUAGUCAGGGGCCAGUGUCCCAAUCCGAGAAAGAUGACAGAGAAAGUCAGUCGGAGGGGAAAGCAACUCAGGGAAGUAAAGAGGAAGGCCCCAGGGAAGCGGGCAAACCAAAGCCUGAGUGUGAGGUUUACGACCCCAAUGCCCUGUACUGCAUCUGCCGCCAGCCUCACAACAACAGGUUUAUGAUCUGCUGUGACCGAUGUGAGGAGUGGUUCCAUGGUGACUGUGUGGGUAUUUCUGAGGCCCGAGGGAGGCUUCUGGAAAGGAAUGGUGAAGACUACAUCUGCCCAAAUUGCACCAUUUUACAAGUGCAGGAUGAGACAAGUGCCAGCACCACUGACGAACUGGACGCUGGGUGCAGAUCUGUAGGUGCUGAUGGCACAGACUGUACAAGUAUAGGGAUAGUAGAACAGAAGUCUGGUGAAGACCAGGGGAUAAAGGGUAGAAUUGAAAAGGCGGCAAACCCCAGCGGCAAGAAAAAGCUCAAGAUAUUCCAACCUGUUGUAGAGGCUUCUGGUGCUGCUAAAUGCAUUGGUCCUGGGUGUUCCAAUGUAGCACAGCCCGACUCAGUGUACUGCAGCAAUGACUGCAUUCUCAAACAUGCUGCAGCUACCAUGAGAUUUCUAAGUUCAGGUAAAGAACAAAAACCAAAACCCAAGGAAAAGGUGAAGAUGAAGCCAGAAAAGUUCAAUCUUCCAAAAUGCACUGUUCAGGCAGGGAUUAGAGUCUCCUCUGUGCACAAGAGACUAGCUUCAGAGAAGAAAGAAAACCCAGUGAAGAAAGUGGUGGUGGCUCCCAGGAGUGACGCUUCAGGGAAGGAGAUGACCUGUGAGAGCACCACACCGUCCUGGGCAAGUGACCACAACUACAACGCUGUGAAGCCUGAGAAGUCUGAGAAGCCCACUGCACUCUCACCCACCCUAUUGAGUAAAUCCAUGAAGGAUGACAGAAGAGUGGAGGACAAGUCAAUGGCAGCAGUUGCAGUGCCAAAGAAAACCGUUCCUCCAGGCUCCUUGAUGAGCAGACAGACUUCACCUAGAAGUCUUGUUCCAAAGAAGCCUCCUCCUUAUGCUAACAUGGCAGGAGCCAAACCAGCUGUUAAGAAGUUGCCAUCAGGCUUCAAGGGUACCAUCCCCAAGAGGCCAUGGCCCUCAGCCACCCCAUCGAGCACUUCUGCCAGGCAGGCAGGACCAACACCUGUGACAACUACUUCCAAAAAAUUGCCUGGCUCUGCUGCUGUGGUGGGAGUUAUCAGGAAGCCCAUGUCUGCCAAUGUCCCUGCAGCCUCUCCAGCCCCAGGACGCCUUGGGCCUGUGAACCCAGCUCCAUCACAGCCCAACUCCCAAAUUCGGCAAAAUAUAAGGCGUUCCUUGAAAGAGAUUUUGUGGAAAAGAGUCAAUGACAGCGAUGACUUAAUAAUGACAGAAAAUGAAGUAGGAAAAAUUGCCCUCCACAUUGAGAAGGAGAUGUUUAACUUGUUCCAGGUUACUGAUAAUCGCUAUAAGAGCAAAUAUCGCAGCAUCAUGUUCAACCUUAAGGAUCCUAAGAAUCAGGGGCUCUUCCACCGAGUUCUUCGAGAAGAAAUCUCCUUGGCAAAACUUGUCAGGAUGAAGCCUGAAGAACUUGUAUCUAAAGAACUCUCCAUGUGGACAGAGAAGCCCACAAAAUCUGUGACAGAGUCCAGGACUAAGUUGCUUAAUGAGAGCAAGAAGAACACUGCUAAGCCAGAGACUGUUCCUGACAUGGAAGAUUCUCCACCAGCUUCAGAUUCAGAAGAGCAACAAGAGUCAGUGCGAGCUGCCCCUGAGAAGAGCACAGCGCCUCUUCUUGACGUCUUCAGCAGCAUGCUAAAGGACACAACCAGUCAGCACCGGGCCCAUCUUUUUGAUUUAAACUGUAAAAUCUGUACAGGUCAGCUUCCAUCAUCAGAGGAUGAACCAGCUCCUAAAAAGCAAAAGCUUUCAGCUCCUGCUAAGAAGGAGGACGUGAAGCCCCGGCACGACGGCUCCCCGCCUCGCCCAGCUUCUAACCCUUCUGAUGAAGCGCUUGUAGAGACACUGCCUGAAAACGUCGCAGAGCCCGACAUGGGUACUCAGGAGAGAAGGGGCUUCCCUGGGCCUCCAGCUGAUGGCCCCCCUGAGCCAUCGUCACUGGAGGGCCUCUCUCCCUGUUCUGUCUCUGGUGGGAGUGGGGUGGUCACCACAGUCACAGUGUGUGGUCGAGACCCCAGGACUGCUCUGAGUGGGUCAUGUACAGUCACAGCCUCUAUGGUAGCCCACCUGGACAACACUCAGACAUCAGAAACCAAACUGGACAUGCUCAAGCCUGCUUUGACUCCUGCAGUGGUGCCCAAGUCCAUAUUGGCUAAACCGUCCUCCUCUCCUGACCCAAGAUACCUGUCAGUACCACCAUCACCAAAUCCAAGCAUUUCAGAAUCCCGAUCCCCGCCGGAAGGAGACACAACCCUCUUUCUGUCUCGACUCAGCACGAUUUGGAAAGGAUUUAUUAAUAUGCAGAGUGUAGCAAAAUUUGUCACUAAGGCAUAUCCUGUCUCUGGGUGUUUGGAUUAUCUCAGUGAGGAUUUACCAGACACAAUCCACAUUGGUGGAAGGAUUGCUCCAAAGACAGUUUGGGAUUAUGUUGGCAAGCUCAAGUCAUCGGUGUCCAAGGAGCUCUGUCUGAUCCGCUUCCACCCUGCCACAGAGGAGGAAGAGGUUGCCUACAUCUCUCUCUACUCCUAUUUUAGCAGCCGUGGCCGCUUUGGGGUUGUAGCUAAUAACAACAGGCAUGUCAAGGACCUGUACCUGAUCCCACUGAGUGCUAAGGACCCUGUGCCAUCCAAACUCUUGCCCUUUGAGGGCCCAGGUCUUGAAUCACCGCGUCCAAAUAUAAUACUUGGGUUGGUAAUCUGUCAGAAAGUCAAACGCCCUUCCGGUGCGGCAGAGUCAGACAAGGCAGAUGAGAAGCGGGCUCGACUCCAGCAGGAAGAAAUAGAAACUUCAGUCUAUCCCAAAGCAACUGCAGCUUUGCCGUCUGAAAAGAAGCCUCCCAAGUACCAUGUGCACGCUGCAGACACAGCUGUUAGCAGCACACCCCCUGGUUCUCCUCCCCCUCCCCCUCCCCCUCCUCCCCCUCCACCCCCUUCUCUGCCUGAACCCCCAGUAUUGAAAAUACUGUCGUCCCUCAAGCCAGGGUCCACCAGCACCGUCACAGCGCCCACCACAGCAGCAGUAGCCACCACCACAGCUUCCCCUGUUACUUCUGCCACUUCAAAAACAGCUUCCCCUCUGGAACACAUCCUACAGACUCUCUUUGGGAAAAAGAAGUCAUUUGAGCCCUCUGCUAAAGAAUCUGUUGGGUCUACCCUAUCUCCACAUCAGGACUCCAAGACCAAGGGGGAGGACACCGUGUCUGCAGCUCCUAUGUUGGAUCCAAUUGUUCAACAGUUUGGUCAGUUCUCAAAAGACAAGGCUCUGGAGGAGGAGGAGGAAGAUGACAGGCCCUAUGACCCUGAAGAAGAGUACAACCCUGAACGAGCCUUUCAUACCCUGCUUGCUGAGCCAGGGAGCCACCACGAUGUGCAAAAUGUUCCCGAAACAGCUGAGAAGGAAGAGGUGGCCUAUGAUCCAGAAGACGAGACCAUCUUAGAAGAAGCCAAAGUGACCAUCGAUGACCUUCCCAAUCGGAUGUGUGUGAAAGUCAGCUCCACGGAAAGGCCUGCUGACUUUACCGCUGACACCUCGAGUGCCUCCCUGGUAGAACAACAGAAGAUGUUAGAAGAGCUGAAUAAGCAGAUUGAGGAGCAGAAGAGGCAGCUGGAGGAGCAAGAGGAGGCCCUCAGGCAGCAGAGGGCUGCAGUGGGUGUCUCCAUGGCACACUUCUCUGUGUCAGAUGCAUUGAUGUCACCACCACCCAAGUCUUCCCUGGCCAAGACUGAGCUGUUCUCUCAAGAACAGCAAGCUCCCGACCCAGGUCAGGGAGCCCUGAGCGCCAACCACAACUUAGACUCCAGACAAAGUAGGGACCCCAGGCAGGCCAGGAGGCUGGCUGCUGAAAACAUUGAGAAUGAGCCCCUUCCCAGAGCCCCCACAGGAAGCACACCUGGCCCACAAGGCACCCUGCUUGCCAGGGAGGCUCCUGCUGUGGCUCCAGUAGUCCCGGGGCCUGGGCUAGCUGCAGAGGCCAAGGAAUCAAUGACUAUACCCUGGGCUCCAGGUGAAAACACGGUGUUGAGACCUGAACAUGACAUCCAGAAGUGUGAACUCCCUGCUGUCUCAUUACCCCUGGACAAUAGCCACCUUCCUACUUCUGGGGACGGCAUGGCCAGGCCAGCACCACCCCGCAGAGUGCUGCUGCCCACACCACCUAAUGCCUCCUUUCCACCCAGCUUCCCUUUGCAACCUGAAGCACAGAAUUUUAGUUCUGGAGGCAGGGAGCCUUUCUCAGGGUCCACGUUUCUGUCUCAGGAAACAUCCCUUGGCUCGUCCCAGUAUGAGGACCCUCGAGGUGCUCAGUCUACUGGGAGGAGUGACAGCCCAGUGGCUGAUACUGAGGACAGCAGAGAACCACAGUCCAGGCCUGGUGAGGGUACUUCAUUCCCUCUGCCUGGGCAGAGGGGAGGGGGCCCUCAGCCCCAGUUUCCUGGCCAGCGUGAACCUGCACCACGCACUUUUGGGAUGUCAGGACAUCAUGGCCCCAGUUUCCCAGGACCUAGGGGGCCAGUCCCUCCAUUUUCAGAAGAGAAUAUUGUCCCUAACAGUGAUGGAUCAAGAGGCCCUCCACCUGCCAGAUUCGGGGUCCAGAAGCCACCGAUCCCUUCCUUAUUCUCUGGGCAGCAUGGGCCACCUCCCUAUGGGGACAGCAGAGGACUCUCACCUUCUUAUCUUGGUGGGCCCAGAGGAGGAGCACCAGCCCAAUUUGAAGACCGCAAAGAUCCUCAUGGAGAGAAAAGGGAAUUCCAGGACACUCCGUACAACGAGAUGACAGGUGCACCUGCGCAGUGUGAAGGGCCCGACCAGACCCAGUACAUGGGGAAUAGGGCACCCUUCCAAUUUGGAGGCCAGAGACGGCCACUGCUGACCCAGAUGAAAGGACCCCGUGGAGGACCUCCACCCUCUCAGUUUGGAGGCCAAAGGGGACCACCACCUGGCCAUUUUGUGGGCCCACGUGGGCCUCAUCCUAGUCAGUUUGAAACUUCCCGGGGCACCCAUCCUGCCCAGUUUGAAGGGUCCAGGGGCCAAGCACCAGGUUUCAUGCCUGUCCCCCGAGGCGUUCAACCCCAGCAGUUCGAAGAGCAGAUGGUGAACUCACCGCCACGAUUUGCGGGUCAGAGGGCACCGGCACCCCUGCCAUAUGGAGGACCAAGGGGCCCCGCACCCUUUGCUGAGAAAAAUGAACAGCAGCCUUCUCGAUUUCACUUUCAGGGCCCAUCUUCACAGCCUGUGAAGCCUCCCCCUCGGCCCUUGCUGGAGCUGCCAAGCCAUCCUCCUCAACAUAGGAAGGACCGAUGGGAUGAGGCAGGCCCAGCCACUGGCCUGCCUUCCAGUGCUGGCCCUGGACAGGGCCAUGAGGCUGACGGGCAGUGGGCCACGUCGGAGUUCCGGGAAGGCAAAGGCCAUGAGUACAGGAGCCCAGCCUUUGAAGGGAGGCAGAGGGAGCGGUUUGAAGCCGGACCUAAAGAAAAGUCUCUGGACGAACCAGAAGCCCAAGGGUUGGAAAACCGGCAGGGCCGGGCAUUUGAGGAUAGGAGGCGAGAGCGAGAGCGAGGCAGAAACUGGAGUCGAGAAAGAGACUGGGAGAGGAGCCGGGAGUGGGACCGGCAUCGGGAGUGGGACAAAGGCAGGGAUAGGAGCUCCAACAGGGACAGGGAGAGAGACACUGACAGGGCUAAGGAGUGGGACCGGAGCCGCGAGAGGAGCCGGAACCGCGAUCGGGACCGUGAAAGGCGGCGAGACCGAGACAGAGACCGGUCCCGGAGCAGAGACCGAGACAGGGACCGAGAGAGAGCCCGAGACAGGGACCGAGGCCGGGACCGGAAGGACCGCAGCAAGAGCAGAGAGAGCCCCCGGGACCUGAAGCCUGAGGUCAGGACCUCUGAUGGGGGCCCUGCCACAGCCCAGGCCUAGAGGCCAUUGCACUCGGGCUGUUGUGGACAGAGACCUGUUGUCGGCUAUUGUGUAUAUAGGCUCAGCCUGGCAAAGACCCCUCUAAAAGCCAAGUGCAUAAAAUGUGUUGAGCAAAGAAUGUUUGAAAUAGCUAUGAACUUAUGUGCAGGAUAUACUAUUUCUGGACUUCAGGAAUUACUGUAAUUUUGUGUAUAAUGGUUUGUUACAAAAUUUCCCAACUUUACAAUUCUGAUGUUUUUUUUAAAAAAAAUAACUUAAUAUUUCCAUUUAAAAUUACAGAAAUGGGAAAGUGUCUACAAAAGCAUAUUGCUUUUUUUCAGAUUAUAAAGUUAUCUUUUCCAAUAACUUGACUGGUGUAAGUUUUAAGAGAAUUCCAGUGGACCUUCGAGCUAGCUUUCCCUGUGCUGCCCUCUCUGCUUCCAUUUAUCUAGACCUAUCCAGAGGCUCUCAGUGCUGUCCUGGAUGAAAAGCACUGUUGGGGGGCGAGCUGGCAGUGUGUGCUUGCAACCGUGGAGACCAGCCUUCAUAGGCCUGCCUCCCCCACCAUGCAUCACUUCAGAAGUUUUUUCAGAACAUGAUUAGAAACAAUCUGUCCUAGUGGGAAUUGUUAGAUUUUAAAUAACAAUUUAUCUUUAAAUGUCCAAACUUAGCCUAAAGAAGGAAGCAAAGCAGUUAAGAGUAAUCAAGAGGGAGGAGACACAAGUUGGUCAGAAAAGCAUUGCCCAUUGCUGCCU